CAAGUAAGGUAGUAGUAGUGUGCGUAUUCUUUAUUGACUUUUCUGUAAAAAGUUUCGAAACGCGCAAAAAAACCCAUUUUCUCUCUCCUCUGUACUUUCCGACGAAACCACAACUUCGACGACGAUGAUUAGCGUCGAAGAUUCGAAGGCGUUGUUUUCUCUGCUAAAUUCAGAACAACGUUCUUUCGAUGAAGUUAUGGCGGAUUUCAACUCUAAAUUUCCUUCAUAUAUCCACUUCACGAUAUGCACUGCUCUAGCUACUCUUAUUGAGGACAAACCCAUGCUUCUUCCAAAUCAACGUCUACAUGCUAUUUGUAUACUCUAUCAGGCAUAUUCUUCUCAGCAACCUUCAGAAAACCCUUUUAUUUCGCUUCUGGUCAAUGCUGCAUCUGAUGAAGAAGGUGCGAAGUACGAGCGAGCAUUAAUUCUGCAAUUGUUGGGUUCAGCAUCAUCUGGCAAUGGAAGUGACAAGGAGGUUCUUAAACAGUCUGCUUCAGACUAUAUUAAAGGCUUUGAUUCUUCAUCUAUUACUUUUCCAACUCGUGAACACUUGCAAGAGCAAUUUUGCAGUAAAGUUCGUCCAGAGCCUUAUAACUGUUUAUUUAAGAAUUCCUCUGUCAAGAAAGUGAUUUCUGAUCCGGACGUGCCACCUCAAUGUGAUGCAACAUCAGAAGAAUUUGACCUCCAACCUGGAGCCAAACCCAAAAUAGGAUCUGGCAAUAGAGAUGAAGCAAUAACUGAGCUAUUACAAAAUCUCUCUCUAGAAGGGCUAGAACCUAAGUGGAUCAGGCCUCUUCCACCGAGGCUUCCUCUUCAAGACGGGGAGCUGGUUUGGCUCAACCCUGACAAUAAUCAUGAGCUUUUAUGGGAUUAUGGCAUGUGUGCGGAUACAAGUAGAGGUGCAGCUGUAAGAGAUUUAAUCGCAAAGGCUUUAAAAGGUCCGCUUGCUCCAGCGCAACAACAGCAAGUUUUAGUGGAGUUGGCAAACGACCCUAAGCUGGUCUAUCAUUGCGGGUUGACUCCAAGAAAGCUUCCGGAAUUGGUGGAAAACAAUCCUCUUAUCGCAGUUGAAGUUCUUAUCAAGCUGAUGAACUCACCAGAAAUUUCAGACUAUUUUACAGUUCUAGUCAAUAUGGAUAUGAGUCUACAUUCUAUGGAAGUUGUAAACAGGCUUACAACAGCAGUGGACCUCCCCACAGAAUUUGUGCAUAUGUACAUAACAAAUUGCAUAUCCUCUUGUGAAAACAUUAAGGACAAGUAUAUGCAGAACAGGCUUGUGAGACUUGUAUGCGUCUUCUUACAGAGCUUAAUACGUAAUGAGAUCAUCAAUGUUCAAGAUCUCUUUAUCGAAGUUCAGGCUUUCUGUAUCGAGUUCUCGCGGAUUAGAGAAGCUGCUGGUUUGUUCAGGCUACUCAAAACCUUAGAAAAAGCUGCGGACGGUUAAGUGGGGUUUAAUUCAUUGCAUUUUAUCAUCUUGACCAUCAAUCCGAAUUUUGUUUGAUCAUUCUUGUAUAUAGUGAUAUUACCUCUCAUAGAGUUUCCUGAGGUUCUUUGGUCUUUGUAUCUCUUAUUAUGAUAGGCACAGGAUUUUGCUGUAAAGAGUUUAGAGCAGGGACUGUUGUACUUCAAGCUUUUAUCUUUGGUUAUAUUGAGGAAAUUGGUAUGUAUACCAUUUCUUAUUUUUUGGCUUACCACUUCCUAGAUGAGAUUUGGAAUGACAUUAUUCCAAUUAAGGUCUUGAAAUAUUGAUUUCCAAAGUCAACCCAUUGUCUUGCACUUUGUA
Molecule: messenger RNA, 1783 nt
Organism: Beta vulgaris subsp. vulgaris (sugar beet)
Lineage: Eukaryota; Viridiplantae; Streptophyta; Magnoliopsida; Caryophyllales; Amaranthaceae
Exons: 12
Coding region: 125-1444 (439 amino acids)
Biological process (GO): negative regulation of translation; mRNA catabolic process
Cellular component (GO): CCR4-NOT complex
Source: RefSeq, a predicted model, not a curated record